UUAUUGGAUACACGAGGCUUGGAAAACACAUACUAUAUAUAUGCAUGUAUGUAUGCAUGACAAUUUAAAAAGAAUGUUAAAUAAAUAGGUCAAUGCAUUUUUAUCUACGUGCUUUAAAAUGCAUUCAACGGACCAGGUAGCAGGUAGACAGCAAAUCAUUAUUUUGAAAUAACAGUUCACAAUUCUGCAUGACGAUUAAUGCAAAAGACUUCACAGAAUGAAGAUUGGACUGUGAAACAACAUUGCUAAUGUUCAAGGAUACUCAAUUAUUUUCACUAAUAUGAGUGUGAUUUUCCUUCUUCUACUUUCGUUACUGGUGGAAGUGCUACAAGCAUCUGACCCCUGCCCAGCGUCACACGGAACAGUAAAGUAUGUAGAAGGAUGUCCUAAAACAUCGACUGAGUGGCAUGAGCGGUCAAAACAGAAAAAAUGUGCAGACAUUAAUCAACCCUGUACCGAAAGACAAAAGUUUAGAUAUCACUGUUUGAUCAACGAAUUCUUAAAUGCAACUGUUGAAGUGUGUGCUCCAGUAAUUAAUAUAUUAGGAUCUAAAUGUGCUGAAUAUAAUACAAUUGGAAGAAGAAUACAGGACAACGCCGAGCUCCCAUGUAAAAAGUGUCCAUUUAGUUAUGACUCAGAUUUUGCACAUGAAUAUCAAGAGUGCUAUGCAGGAAUACCAAGUUCUAGGAGUUUCCAGGAGAUGGACACCGACACUUGUCCGGUGGGAUGGCUCAUCGUUGCCAUAAUAUCAAUCGUUUUCAACGUCAUCCUCCUUGGGGCAGGUGUAGUGGUAUACUUGCUAAGGAAAAGCACGAAGAAAGAAAUUAUGGGUUUACAAGAACUACCACCGGAACUUACUACAUCAGAAAGCCCUGACGUUCGUGAGAAUGACACGCAGAGAGAAUCAGAUCAUCUCCUCCCUGAAACAGCUCCCACGAAAGAAGAAAGAAACACCUGCUUUGCUGCCAUACAAAUAGGUGAAAGAUACUGCGGAUUUGCCUUUUCCAAAGGUGAUGACCCGGCACGAGUACAAUUAAGUACUGCAGGAUCUCGAACAACUACGAGACUGUUACUGCACAAAGGAAAAGGAAAAGGAAGCAAGGUUGAUGUAGAAAUGUUUGGCUACGACGCUCGUGAGACGCACAUUACUAAGGGAAAUUCGUCCAGCUACAUCUACUUUGAUGAAUUAAUUUUCAUAGAAAAGGAUGACAAAAUGUACAUCAAAGACAGUAAAGGAAAUGAGCACGAUGCAGAACAAAUAUACCAGGAAUUCAUUAAAUGCCUUGUAAAGCACGUAAAAGAUGAAGUUUCGAAGGACGUGGCCAUUUCUAACACCGAAUUUAUUUUUACUGUGCCCGAUCAUUGGGAUGAAAAGAAAAUUUCACUCAUCAUGAAGAUAAUCAAAGAGAAUGUUGAGGGUGGAGCUCGGGCAGAGAUACUGAAUGCUUGCUUGGCUGUGUCACCCUUCUUACACGAAGUAAAGGAAGAAGUCCUGUGUCAUAACUUCAAUGUAAAAAACUUGUCGUUUUUUACUGGGACUGAAUAUGCAGUUUUGAAUAUAGGAUCCUAUUGUUGUAAUAUCAGCAUUUUGGAAGUGAAACAGGAAGGAUAUCAGACUGAUAAGAUAGUGCAAAAGUCUUUCGAAAAGUGGAAUAGUAAUUCACCGGAAGAAUGGUUUUUGAAAUUUCUCUCGGAUAUAGUUGGCAAUGAUGUAAUGAAAACCACAAGGGAAAAGUUUCCCAAAAUUUACUUUUCAAUGUUACGUGACUUUGAAGUCUGGAAAGAAAAUGUAGCUAGUAAUAGAAGAGGCCAUGGGAUUGACAUAUCUAUUUUGCCAGAUUUUGUGGAAACAGUUGAGAACGAUAAACGUUCAACCUUGGGAUCUCUGAUCAAAAUUUCCGCUUACGCAGAUUCAAUGAAAUUGACGACAGAAGGUGGGUCGCAUAAACUAAGUGUGGACAAGAAAGUGAUCAUACAAUGUUUUUCUGAACUUGCAAAACGAACGUCAAUGCUGGUGGAAAAACAUAUCCUCAACAGACCUGACGUGAAAUGUGUCUGCAUGACAGGUGUUUACUCAAAAGUACAAGUGGUUCAGGAUUCUAUGAAGAAAUGUUUCGACCGACGAACUGUCGUAAUUCCAUCCAUCCCAGAAUUAGUCGUUGGAAAAGGAGCUGCCUAUCAUAGGUAUACAUUGUAUGCUAAUAAUGUAAUGGGGUGAAGGUGCUGAAGAAGUGAAGAAAACCAAACUUUACUUUAAAUCUUGUGAUUUGUAUAACAGUGAACUUGUGACUUGUAUAUCAGUGAACUUGUGACUUGUAUAUCAGUGAACUUGUGACUUGUAUAUCAGUGAACUUGUGACUUGUAUAUCAGUGAACAUGUGACUUGUAUAUCGUAUAUCAGUGAGCUUGUGACUUGUAUAUCAGUGAGUUUGUGACUUGUAUAUCAGUGAACUUGUGACUUGUAUAUCAAUAUAAACCCAUGCAUUAUAGAAGCUAAAGCAUUUCUGUACAUACUUUACAAAAGUCUGUAUUAAAAGGAGAAUAUUUACAUUCCCAA
This is a messenger RNA of Ostrea edulis (European flat oyster), 2556 nucleotides long. RefSeq lists its product as uncharacterized. The record is from RefSeq and is a predicted model, not a curated record. NCBI's taxonomy places the organism in Eukaryota, Metazoa, Mollusca, Bivalvia, Ostreida, Ostreidae. The transcript is spliced from 12 exons. The coding region runs from base 281 to 2218 and encodes 645 amino acids.